Messenger RNA from Strongyloides ratti, 630 nucleotides. Its product is annotated as 40S ribosomal protein S8. The transcript has 3 exons. Gene Ontology annotation, cellular component: cytosolic small ribosomal subunit; ribosome. The record is from RefSeq and is a predicted model, not a curated record. Gene Ontology annotation, biological process: maturation of SSU-rRNA from tricistronic rRNA transcript (SSU-rRNA, 5.8S rRNA, LSU-rRNA); translation. Bases 1 to 630 code for a protein of 209 amino acids. Lineage: Eukaryota; Metazoa; Nematoda; Chromadorea; Rhabditida; Strongyloididae. Gene Ontology annotation, molecular function: structural constituent of ribosome.
AUGGGUAUUGCUCGUGACAGUUGGCAUAAAAGACGCGCUACCGGAGGUAAGCGUAAACCAAUUCAUAAAAAAAGAAAGUUUGAGCUUGGACGCCCAAAUUCUAACACUAAGAUUGGAGGUAAACGCGUUCAUCUCGUAAGAUGUCGUGGUGGUGCCAUUAAACAUCGUGCUUUAAGACUUGACAAUGGAAGUUUUGCCUGGGCUUCAGAAGGAUGUACACGUAAAACACGUAUUGUUGAUACUGUAUACAAUGCUUCAAACAACGAAUUGGUUCGUACAAAAUCAUUAGUAAAAGGAGCUAUUAUUACUAUUGAUGCCGUUCCAUUCAGACAAUGGUAUGAAUCACAUUACGCAACUCCACUUGGACGUAAAAAGGGAGCUCCAAUCUCUACUGAAGACCAAGCUAAAUUCGAUAAAUCAACUACAUCAGAAGCUACACAAAAGAAGUAUUCUGACAGACAAAAAAGAGCUGCUAUAGAUCCUAAUGUUUUGGAACAAUUCUCUUCUGGACGCCUUCUUGCUCGUAUUGCCUCUAGACCAGGACAAUCAGGACGCGCUGACGGUUACAUCUUGGAAGGAAAAGAACUUGAAUUCUACCUUCGUAAGAUCCGUACUAAGAAGGCCAAAUAA